UUCACCAAGCUGUGCCCAAUUUGUAAAAAAUAAGAAUGCAGAAGAGUUUUAGCAAGAAUUUCCUGAUGCGUCGCGAUGUAUUAUCGAGAACCACUACGUCGAUGACAUGCUGGACUAAACGUUAUGAAUCAGCAAAUAAAUAUUGGGAAUUUUCGUAAUCCAUAUUGAUUUUACUAAAAUGAAUACCAAUAACUUGCAGCAAUGGUGGGAAAGCACGUAUCGCCAUCACCAGCUAAAAAAUGUUUUCAAUCCUAACGACUUGAAAAGCGGCGAUUCAACGAAAUUAGAUCUGUUACAACAGAUCGGUAGUAAUGAUUAUGGCGCUGUUAUAAAUUAUACUUUAAAAGAUUACUCACAUACCGAGAGUGAAGAGAAUACCAUAUCUUCUAUGACAUUUAUUGUUAUGGUCAUUUUGUUUGGAAUUGUAGUAUUUGGUGGGGUACUGGGUAAUGCAACUUUAAUUCUCACACUAUGUUCAGCUUCAUCAAUACGCUUGCGUAAUCCCCUACUUAUGGCUGCUUGUUUCGCAGACUUAAUGGUAACGGGAAUAUCUGCACCGAUCACUAUUUUAAACGUAUCCUUGAAUCAGAAGACUAUCACUUUAUCAAUAAUUAUUUGCAAAAUCAUUCAUUUUGUGCAGAUUAUGCCAGUUGCUGCCAGUACAAUUUCAUUUUUUAUGCUUUCAUUAGACCGCUAUGCUACCGUGCGCCACCCAUGCUUGGCACGAUUACGACAACGUCGAUAUCUGCAUGUGUCUUUAGCCCUUUUAUCCUGGAUUUUAUCAGCUACAAUUAGUUUGCCAUUUUUAUUUUCGUACAGAAUAUUGGCAAAAAGUGCAAAAUCUGAGAAUGAAGAUAACAAGCAAUAUCUAAUAUCUUCCGAGACUUCAUCGGGAAUUACGGAAUAUACCAAGUUUAAAGCAAGCUCACAUUCAAACACAGUUUCCACGAACUUUAGAAUCACUUGCAUUUCUGAGCUCGAUGCUAGUACUAUUUUCAUUCCGUUUAUUAUCUUUCAUACUUUUGCGGUGUUCAUUAUACCAGGAUUUGGUGUAUUGUUGAAUCAUUAUGGUGUACGUCAAAAAUUGUGCGCACUAUCCUUGACAGCGCGCGCAGCUCACGGUGAAUUACCGCUGCCUAUGCCAAUUCUCCGACGGCAAACUCAUAUGGUGAUUGUAACUGGAAUAGCUAACGCUCAACAAGCAGGUGGAUGUACCACCGAUGAUACAUCUAAUGAGCCCGACAUACAAAUGCAAAGUUUGAAUCCCAGUUCUGUUGUGGGCCGAGGUCACAAUUACGUGAAGUCGUCCAACCCCAUAUCGCCAAGAGCGAUGCGUGAAAUCCGAGCUCAUUCACAACGCCAACGAAUAAACCAAAAUCAAGGUGCCCUUGGACCUGCAGCACCUGGUAUACCAUUGCCGCGGACUUCUACAUUACACUCACGGCGACGUUUGGCCAAUGUCCUCAUUGCAUCAGCGCUAAUAUUCAUUAUUUGCUGGUUUCCGCACGUAUUUUGCAUAUUGUACACUAAUUCUGGUUAUCAACAUUAUUGUUCCAAUACAUCAAAAUACUUUCAUUUACUAUUGGGUUAUUCAUAUUCUGCUAUAAGCCCUAUCAUUUAUUGGAUUCUAAACCACAACUCGUUGAAACAAUCUCCCUGCGCACCAAUUAUACGCCUCCGCUCUAUGCAGAAUUUCCUACGAACACGUUUACGUUCCAAUACAGUACCACCGCCACCGUCUUCCACUAAUGAAGCUGCUCUUGGCGCUUUUAAUCCGAAAUUGAUUAGACUUACUCCAAAGCAAUACAGAGCUCAGGCAUCUUCUCAUUAUCUCUACUAAAAAGUCUGAUAUUUUCUAAUUGAGCCUUUUGAAUCAUAAUCUUAGUUAACUUACUUAAUGUGACUAAUGAGAAAAAAUGUUAUUAACAUUAUAAUUUUCACUGCGUACAUAAAUACUUGUACACAAUAAACGGAUACACUUCAACUCAAUUAAUAUCGAAAAUCAGUUACGAAUAAGCUACAAAGAGGGCUUGAAACUUACGCAUAAUUUGUAACAUCUUGCCAUUAAAACUAUUAUGUAAUACUUAGUAUCUAAUGUCAAAGGACAAAUGCGGAAAGAACGGCUCAAAUAAUUCAGUCACGAAAUUAAUUCUUAAAUGUUGUUGGUAGUCGAUUCAAGUAGUUGGUUACGUUAGCAAUAUUCGCUGGAAGAACAUGCAAAGAAAAGCAAAUUUCACACUAUUAAGAUUAAGCUUAAAAAUAUUUCCUUUUUAAAAAAAGGAACUGUGAAAGUAUAUGCUAUUCAAGAACUUAAGAGUUUUAUAAUUUUAUCACAUCGCAAAUGAUUUACCGUUGCUGAAAAAACCAACAACAUAAGGAACAAUUCGACACGUCUUGGUUACAGGAAAGAUACUUCUAUAGCCAUCGUAGGUUAGAAAGAGAAAAAACAUCAGUUCAGCCUCUAAUAGAAACUUUAAGCAUGGAGCAACCGAUAAAUUUAGAGGUCUUCCAGUACUAGCAGGUAAACAAGUACUUUACACUUUGCGAUUUCUCGGUUGGAUUGUCCAUCAAAGUGACAAUGAGAAUCUGCUUGGUUGUUCAGAAGGUACUGUUGGAAGGAUAAUCAAAGAUGAAACAUUCGACUCGCUUCUGCCGUACAUAUUCAUUACUCAAAUAAUGAUAUACAUUUAAAUUAAUUUAACAAGUUAACUAAUUUUCAUAAACCGAAUAUAAUAUAUAAUUUCACAUACAGAGA
This is a messenger RNA of Ceratitis capitata (Mediterranean fruit fly), 2755 nucleotides long. Its product is annotated as alpha-2A adrenergic receptor. Gene Ontology annotation, molecular function: G protein-coupled receptor activity. The record is from RefSeq and is a predicted model, not a curated record. The coding region runs from base 179 to 1840 and encodes 553 amino acids. Gene Ontology annotation, biological process: G protein-coupled receptor signaling pathway. Gene Ontology annotation, cellular component: membrane. NCBI's taxonomy places the organism in Eukaryota, Metazoa, Arthropoda, Insecta, Diptera, Tephritidae. The transcript is spliced from 6 exons.